GAAAGUAGUAUACUAUACUUGAAAGGCCGUUCCGGAACUCACACUUGUGCCAUUUUUUCUUGCCUCACUUGCGUUGAUCAAGGAGGACGAGAAUCUGAACUGAAAAGUGUUGCUACCGAUACAUCUAACAGACCCGGUCCGGGCAGGCAUGCCUGGAGCCAACCGUGUAGGUUCUAAGCCAAACUCUGCGUCGCUGAGAAUUCCCUCGAUCUAGAUCAACUCGAAUAAAUCAGAUAGAAGUCAGCCGCAAAAAGUUAGAAUGGCAAAAUCGGGGAUCUGAUUCCCGAUCCUGAUUUCGAGUCCUCCAAUCCUGCGCUGAUUCGUUCCGCAUAUCUAUAUCACCAGUCACUCACAAGUGGGUUUCUUCUUCCCCGUUCUCCACCUUCAUAUUCACUUCUGCAUCCAAAAUUAUGAUUGUCCUCUCUGACCACCAAAUUCAAAAUCACCGUACUUUGGGCCUGGUGAACGAUCGCUGUAUCAUGAUCACGAUGACCUAGUAUUCAUUGCAAGAUUAUCCCUUGCCCACGUCACUUAUCUCUCCUGUGUGUUCAAAGAGAUACUAAUUCAUGAGAAGGCGAGAGUCGCUAUGCUGCGGAACCCUUGUACUGUCAGCUAUCUGGGCUCAGACACGCUAUGUCUACUUUCUAUUCGUUCGGUACUUGACUCUGACAUUCGUGUAUAGCAGGAUGGGCUCCAACAGAUCGCUGCAAGGACGCAAACCCGACGCACAGUUUGCAGCCACAUGCACGCAACGCUAUGAUGGCGCGACUCCGAUAAUGUGUACUCGAGGCCUUCUGAAUUGAAGCUCCCAUUCUCUAUUUCUCCACUCCUUGCUCAGCACCUCUUGUCCUUGUUAUGCUUUUU
Suillus subaureus is the source of this 864-nucleotide messenger RNA. RefSeq lists its product as uncharacterized. Lineage: Eukaryota; Fungi; Basidiomycota; Agaricomycetes; Boletales; Suillaceae. Bases 567 to 803 code for a protein of 78 amino acids. The transcript is spliced from 2 exons. The record is from RefSeq and is a predicted model, not a curated record.